GCCGCGGAGCAGCAUGGCGGAGCCCGGGCAGCGGCCGCGCGGCCGCCCGCCACCCAUCUGAGCCGGGCUCGGGGGCAGCCGGGCGCCCCAGACCCGACCCCCACCCCUGCCGCGCCCUCCGCCGCACUUGUCCCACUGCGCGCCCCCUGGAGCGCCGCGCACCCCUGGGACCCUUGUGCGUCGGGUGCCCAGCAUAAUUCCGAGACCCCAGCGUACCCCGCGAUCUCGGUUCUGCCCCAGGAACCUCGCGCGCCACUGGACCCCGACGCAGUCCCGGGACCUCCGCGCGCCCCAGGACCCCCGCACGCUCCCAGAAGUCCCGGGCUCGGCCAACGGGGCUGAGCGCCCUGGUGAGGCGCCCCGCCCCAGAGGGUCCCCCUGUUCUAACUGACGGAGCCCCGCCCCAGAGAAACCCCCAGGUCCGGCAGGGACAUUCAGCCACGCCCCAGAGGGCUUCCAGCAUCCCGCGGCUGGAGCCCUGCGCUCCAGAGGAAACUCUGCGCCCAGCUGGGGGCUGCCCGCCCCGCCGAGGGGGCGCCGCCCAGGAGAAUCCCCCGCGCCCCGCGGGCCCCGGCAGGAUGAACGCCGCCCUGGCGGGGCCGCUACUCGCCGCCCUCCUCGCCACCGCCCGCGCCCGCCCGCAGCCCCCGGACGGAGGACAGUGCCGGCCGCCCGGAUCGCAGAGGGACUUGAACUCCUUCCUGUGGACUAUUCGGCGUGACCCCCCGGCCUACCUGUUUGGCACCAUCCAUGUUCCCUAUACCCGUGUCUGGGACUUCAUCCCAGACAACUCCAAGGCGGCCUUCCAGGCCAGUGCCCGCGUCUACUUCGAGCUGGACCUGACAGACCCCUACACCAUCUCGGCGCUGGCCAGCUGCCAGCUGCUGCCGCAUGGAGAAAACCUACAGGACGUGCUGCCCCGCGAGCUCUACUGGCGCCUAAAGCGCCACCUGGACUAUGUGAAGCUGAUGAUGCCCUCGUGGAUGACACCUGCCCAGCGGGGCAAGGGGCUCUAUGCUGACUACCUGUUCAACGCCAUUGCGGGCAACUGGGAGCGCAAGCGGCCAGUGUGGGUGAUGCUCAUGGUGAACUCCCUCACAGAGACAGACGUGCGCUCCCGUGGCGUGCCCGUGCUGGACCUCUACCUGGCCCAGCAGGCUGAGAAGAUGAAGAAAAGCACUGGGGCUGUGGAGCGCGUGGAGGAGCAGUGCCACCCGCUCAACGGCCUCAACUUCUCCCAGGUGCUGUUCGCCCUGAACCAGACCUUGUUGCAGCAUGAGAGCGUGCGGGCAGGGAGCCUGCAGGCACCCUACACCACGGAGGACCUCAUCAAGCACUACAAUUGUGGGGACCUCAAUGCGGUCAUCUUCAACCAUGACACGUCCCAGCUGCCCAACUUCAUCAACACCACCCUCCCUCCGCACGAGCAGGUGACGGCCCAGGAGAUCGACAGCUACUUCCGCCAGGAGCUCAUCUAUAAGAGGAACGAGCGCAUGGGGAAGAGGGUCAUGGCACUUCUGCAAGAGAACGAAGACAAGAUCUGCUUCUUUGCCUUCGGAGCAGGUCACUUUUUGGGAAACAACACAGUCAUAGACAUCCUGCGGCAGGCAGGGCUGGAGGUGGACCACACACCUGCAGGGGAGGCCAUCCAGAGCCCUGCUGCCCGGAGCCCAGCGCCCACUCCUGAGGGGACCUCGACCAGCCCAGCCCCGGCAACUCCAGCCACUGCCAUCCCCACAGUGCCCUCAGCGACCCCCACAGCCCUGCCGGAGGAGGAGGAGGACCCAGCCCUGUCCCCACACCUCCUGCUCCCUGACAGCCUCAGCCAGCUGGAGGAGUUUGGCCGGCAGAGGAAGUGGCACAAGAGGCAGAGCACGCACCAGCGGCCCCGCCAGUUCAACGACCUCUGGGUCCGCAUCGAGGACAGGUCCUGCUGCAGACCUCGUGGAUCAGAAUCUGCAGGACAGAGGCCUGGGAAUCCGGAUGUUGAAAAAUGUGCAGCUGGAGAUUCUUCUGGGCACUGGGAAACACUGACUCAGCUCUGCCUUUAUAAAUGGUGAAAGAGUGGGAGAGGGCUUGCCCAGGGUCACAGGAGGAGUCAGGGGCUGCCUCUUGCACUUUGCACUUCAUGAAUUCCCUACAGCCAGGUCUCUGAGCCAUUGACAAAAGGUGCAUGUCGUCCAGCCCACUGUCAUGAAGUGCAUGGUAAGCACUUACCCUGUCCGGCAAGUAAGAGGAGAGCUUAUUGAUCCUUGGGCUUUGGUCUCAAAGUGCCUGACUUGGGUUACUGGGAUACGUCCUUCUGCAGAGCCCUCACAGCCCUGCCUUGCCAAGGCAGAGGCGUUGCUAUAGAUAUAUUGGCUAUGACACAUUUAGGUCAUGCACCCAGCAUGGGCACCCCUGUCCAACUGGGAGCGAGGGCGUAGAGUUACCAAGAACAACAUCCUUCAGCAGCGGGAAGGGCUUGCAGGCUGCUAGGGAGGCUCAGGGCAAAUAAAGGUGCUGGCAGCCCAUUAAGAGCUCCAAUUAGGCGGGUCACUCAGAGCCCUGAUCAACACGCCAGGAGACCAGGAGACGAGGCCAAUGGUGGGGCCAACUCUUGGGGUGAUAGGAGGCGGGCUGUCACCCCCAGCCACAGACUCCCCAACCCCUAACCAUGUCUGAAUGGUAAAUUUCUGCAAAUGACUCCAAAGGGCUUCCUUCUCACAACAUGUAGUUCAGAAACACAGAGCCUGAUUUCAGGAGAAGAAAAUAGCUUUCAUUGGCAAGAGAGGAGCCCCUUCUCCAUCCCAACAGGUAAAUAGAGGUUGGCAAACUUUCUUCCAUCGGGUUAGGGUUGCAGAAGAAAGUUUCCUUGGACAGGCAGCUUGGUGGGUAAGUUUUUCGCUGCUUCUUGGGGAAGCAGGUCCUGAGGCCCUGAGCCCCCUGAGAGGCCCAGAUGCAAAGUAUGGCCUGUUGUUCCUGGGGGACUCACUGCACCCUCCUAGGGUCCCUAAGUUUCCUUUUUUCUGAGAGGGAACAGAGGAGACCUCCUGGGGGGUUACCUGGGGCCCAUUUAUAGCUCUUUUAACAAGACCACUUUCCUUAGAGCUUUAAUUUCAUUCCAACUUUUCUCAUUUUCUACUCGUAACCCUCACUGGAGUUCCCCCUCCCCCGUCACCUUUGCCAGCACAUCCAGCACCUGUGAUCCUACAGCAGGAUCCUCAGGGUCUCCUGGCCCUGAGUCUCACCCUCAGGCAUCGCCCAUCAGCCUGAGAUCCUGCAAGUGCCUCUGCCACAUACAAGGCCAUCCCCUCCUCUCACCUCAUCCAGCACCCUUGAACCUCACCAGGUUCCUCACUCCUCUCUCUCCUGGGGCUGGGGUGUCAGUGGACAUUAGUCGAGUUCCCCCACUAUACCAGGGACCCCUGUCCUUAUACUGUCAGGAAGGUUUUACACAAGGAAUAGACCUGGCAGAUGAGGUAACUUGCCUGUGAGAGAUCACACAGAGAGGUGUCCAGGCCAAGGGUCCCCAUCAUCAUCCACCAUCAUGUGCCUACCCUUCCCGCCCUCUCUGGGGACCAGAUCUGGGUUGGACUGCUCCAGGGUGCCAGAAUGAAUGGGAGAAGGAGGGAGAGAGCUCGGGAUGCGGCCUGUGCAUGCCUGACCCAGCACCACCUGGAGCAGGCUGGCCUCCCUCGCCCCUCAUUACCCGAGAUGUAAACACACACCAGAGGAAGUUUAGAGAAGCAGCAGCCCAUGGCAGAAUGAUUUAUGGGGACCCAUGGAAAGGGCGGAGCAUGUGUCUGAGCAAUGGCAGAGCAUUCCCCUAGAUCUGAGAGCCAGAGGCAGGGCCAGACAGGGCCGUGACCAGGGGCAAGCCAGGACAGAGGUUAUUCCUAUGCAACAGGAGACCCAUGGCAAGCCUUCACUUUCUCCUUCGAUGCAGGUAGGGCCUUGACUGCUCUCUGGAGGUCAUGCCAGCUCUUAUUCUCCAAGUCCACACCUGGCUUGGGAAGGGGGGCAUUGCAUGAAUGAGGGGCCAGGGGGCUGGGCAUGACCCAAAGCAGGGCACAAAAAUGUAACACAGAGCCUUGGUGGGUGCCACCAGGCAGAGGUGGGGCUGCAGGACACACAUGCACCAGGGGUCCUUGCCCCCUGAGCCUGUUUCUCCUGAGGUUUGAGCAGGCAGCCAGGGCCUUUAAAGAGGGGCGGAGACACAGACUUCCUGCUCCUAGGGGUGGGGUGGCUCUGUGCACCUCCUGCUGGCCUGUUCUUUGUGCCCCCAGUUUCCCAAGAUCUGGUUCCUCCCAGUGUGGCCAGGCCUUCUACUGGGAAGGUCAGGGAUGGUCAGAGUCUCCACAUGAGGCCCAGACUCCACUAAAUUAGAGGCAAAAGAUGCCCCAUGAGAAAUAGGAAGAAGAAUCAUCCAAUGAGUAAAAACAGACAAAUUCAGGAAGAGUACGGGUUCAAAUCCAGCCCCUCUCCAUACUUGCUUUGGGGUUUAGAGAUCAAGAGAGAUGGUGCUUGCAAGCUUUCAGCUGGCGUCAGACUCUAGUAAGUCUUAGUAAUGGUGUGGCUUGUGCUGAUGCCUGUGACUUUCAGUCUGUGCCCCAGCAGGAAGCUGCUCAGCCACUGGGUGGGUGCUGUGAACCCCCCAUAGCUUACCAGGAACACGUUGGGCAUGUGCCGUGUUUAGUGCUGGUGAGGGACAGGAGCAGGAAGAGUUUUAGGUCAUAGCCAAGGGACAAUUGGCUCCUAGUAUGGUGCCACUGAGAAAGCCUUGGAGCCACAGUCCAGAGAUUCUACCUCAGCUUUCCUAAGUGACCUUGGCAAGUCCCAUCCCCUCUCUGGGCCUCAGUUUUCUAUCCCAGGACAGACAGGCCCUUCCACUUCUGGUCUGCUAUGAAGCUAUUUGAAAACAGAUAGUUUUCCAGAUAGUCUGCCUUGUGUCCAUGAAAGAAUUGGUCAGAAGUUGUCUGAUGAGCCCAAGGGAGAGGUGAGGACAUCCCCAACCCAGUAGAUGAGGUGUACACAGGUGUGGAGGCUUGUAGGGCCCUGGAGAUCUGCAGCUGCAGGCAAACUGAAUGCUUUGGACCUCUGCAGCUGACCUGCUUGGCCCAAAGAGGCCGAGGCCCAGACCAGAAUCACAACAGGAUCCUCUAGCCCGAUCACAUCGAGGUCUCCAUCACCUAGGCUCUAUGUGCUUCAAACUCAGCCUCCCUAUGUCUCCUUGAAGCACCAGCCUUGCUUCUCUGUGCUUUCCGCUUGGGCCUCCACUUUAGACCUGACUCUGACUUGUGCUGCUUAGAAACAUUUUAAAGUCCUUCACUACAGAAAUGGGGAAACUGAGGCCUAGAGGGCGGCGAUUGCCCAAAGUCACAUAGUGAAUGAGAGACACAGUAUAGGCUAGAGCAGGGCCUGUUGAGAGGCCCUUCCCCAUGUGAGGGUCCCGGUCGACUCAGAGCAGACUCAGCCCCUUGGUGCCAGCCAGCUGCGGAGCCUGGAAACACACACACGGUGUUUGGUUUGGCUUCAAGGCUGCUUUGCCAUGAGACAAUUUUCCCCAGUGUGAGCCUGGGAGGAGAUAGGAAUCUGGACUGGGGAACUAAGCUUUGGGAACAGAGGUGGAGGGUGGGUAUUUGGAGGGGCUGGUCCUCUGCCUCCCAGUCCUACCCCAUUUCCAGAGACUCCUUCUAAGCAAUAAGAACCCCGUGCAAGCUCCAAGGGGGGGGGUUUCAGCUUUGAUUUUCAAAGUGUGAAAGAAAAUACUUUUAGGAGCCUUGUGAGACUUAGUUUUCACAAAUCCUAAUUGGAGACAUGUAGGACCAAGACUCCUAUUUGGUUUUGCCUUCUGAUGGGGGGCGGCCAAUAUCAGCCCGGUCCCCAACUCUGGGCAUCUAAAGGGGCACACCAGCCUGCCCCCCUGGAGCCAGGCCUCCAAGCCUCCCAGCAGCCCAGGCUGAAAUUGGGCAGCUGCUAGGAAGGAAUUUUUAUGGACUUCUUGUGCUGCGUGUGGGAUCUUUGGGGGAGUUUUUUUGUUUGUUUGGUUGGUUGGUUUUUUGGUUUUAUUUUUCUUUUCAUUAGAAAAGAAAAUGAGGAAAGAGGCUGAGAUAUUGACCCCUGCACAGUGCAAGCCCACUGUGCAGGGGUCAAUAUCUCAGAGCUGAAGCCUCAGUCUCUGACUCACGGGCUCCCCAGGCAGAGUUGCUCAGUCAGGAACCGCACCUUGGCGCAGCUCAGGAGAGACAGACUGCCCCCCGUGGACAUCCUAUCUCUUGCAAGAAACUAAUGCUCUUCAAGCUCAACGUCCUCAUCUUGGAAAUGGAAAUAAUAAUCCAGUGACACGCCAAUAGCAUCAAGCAGUGUCUGCUGGCACACAGUAAGUGCUCCAUAAAUGGACAGUGCGAUUAGUGGGAGAGACACCGACCCAAAAAUAUUAAUCAUGAUGCUAAAAAUAACCAACUGCAUCUAGCACUUUCUGUGUGCCAGGCACUGUUGUGAGCACUUUACGCAUAGAAACCCAUUCAAACUGUGUAUAAUAAACAGAGACCAGUGGCACAGUGAAGCCAGUAAGAAAUGUACAAGGUUUGGAGGGAGGCUUAAUACCCCAGGUGGCAUUGGGGAUUGGAGGACAAAUCAAAGUAGGCCUCUCCAGGGGAAAACAGCAAGGCCGCAGGUGUGGCUGGAAGGACUGGGGUAGGGCAGGGCAGCCAGGCCACAUCAGGCUGGCACCAGUGGGAGGCAUUGCACGAUUGAUUUUAUGAGUGAAGAAGGGUCUUGGCAGCCACCUGGCCAACCCCUCGGGUUACACAUGCACACACUCUGCUCAGAAAUGCCGUCCCUAUGUCUUCUAGGUGGGACAGACUUUGCUCCCUUCUCUCCUGAUAACUUCUCCGAGACUUCCUCAAGUCUCGUGAUGUACAGGAGACCAUGGUAUAUCACACCUGUAGAUCCCAAGGUGAAAAGCACCUUGUGUGGGAUGCAAGGGGUUCUUGUGUUCAGAGUACCUACCAGAGUAGGAGAGGGAGGGAGGGACAGGGCAGUGGGUCACUGGGUGCUCAAAGGCCAUUUGGAUGUUCACUCCCAAGCUGAGGUCCUACCCUGAGCCUUUGUGGAGGCAGAUGUGUGCUCCCAGGCUGAGGCUGAGCAUGGCCUCUGAGAGAGGAGUCCGGCCGAGACAAGGCUGAGCUCUGGUGCUGAUGAUUACAGACUCCAACCACUGUGAUUAUGGCCGGCUGUUAGAACCUCAUGACCCAGGGAGAUCCAAGGAGUAAGCAGCCUCUCGGAGAGCGAGGCAAGUGCUAGGGAGUGGGGCAGUGCCCCACACGGGGGCACCGAGGCUGCAGACCCCAUGGAGACUGCCCUGCCCCAUUUCUACCAUCCCAUCCCAUGCCCUGACCAGGGAAGGGCAAGCUCCUGGCCCACCCAUCUGAAAGGGAGCAUCUGUGUACCCAGAUCCUGGCCCCGCUGUGUGUCCUGCCUUGAGCAAGUUACCUAACUUCUUGUGCCUUAGUUUCUUCCUAAGUACAAUGGAGAUACCAACCGUCCCUCCCUCAUAGUAUUGUCAUGAAGAUUCAAGGCCAAUGUAUGACAAAUGCUGUGCCAGGGACAGGGCUGCAGUGUCCCCUCUCCUGGGAGGCCUUCCUGGCCCUACACUGGGUCCAGGGACAGGGCUGCAGUGUCCCCUCUCCCAGGAGGCCUUCUUGCCCCUGCACUGGACGGGUUCCCUCUGUGUGCCUGCUGCCCAAAGGCAGGUUUGGCCAUUGCCUCUGGGCCCAGCCUUUUCUUUACCUCCAGGCCCAUCCCUCUGGUUCGUAGGUGUUCUGGCAGACUCCUGCCUUGGUAGCCCCUCUAUGUUACAUCAUGGUCUUGUCCUUGCUCCCCCUUGGUCCCUGCCUAGCCCUCUCUCUCUUUGCGUAUCCAUUUCCUAUUUGUCUCUUUCCCGGACUUGAGCCAGUAACCUGGUGCUGAGUCCCACGUGGGCCACCUUCUCCCUGCACGUGCUAGGCUCAGGUCAGCCUGCCAGCUCAUGCCUAUGCUUCAUCUCCUUAGAUUUUCCUCUGUCUCUGUCACACAAGCUUUCUUGAACCAAAAAUUUCACCUGUUACCUCCAAAACUGGAUUCUGUUUUUGUAAAUUCAUGAAGGACUGCAGCUUUCACUAAACACAUCUGUGGUUGUGCAAAGUGAAGCAGACCCCAGGCUCCUGCCCCAGGGUCAGGCCGUCCCACUUUCCUCUAUGACUGGCCACCACGUAGCCUCUCUGAGUUCAGUUUUCUUAUUUAUGGAAAGGGAGUGAUGAGACCCAUUUUGAAAGUUUGUCAGAAGGACCAGGAAAGUGCUGAACUGACAGUGGAUGCUAAGUAAAUCAUGGUUACUAUGAUGAGGGCUGUGAAAAUGGUGGGUCGCUUGCUCUGUUCUCUGUAUAUGUCAGCAGUGUGGGAGGGGAGAGCGCCAGGAGAGCAGGGCACCUGUGUAGGUGGGUGUGGGGGCUGACGGCACCCAAGAAGCCCCAGAUCUAGCUCCUUCUUCACAUUGAUUCUUUCUGCCUGGGGCCCAUUUUCUUGAGUGGUAACUCUUGAGACCUACAGCCCCCAGAGCCUGGCCCAUCCUCAGGAGCCUGGCUCUGGAGGGUAAGUUUGGCCUCUGGAGCUCAGCCUAGCUGGCUUUCUGGCUCUAGCUUGCUUACUUUCUCUGCCCCAGUCCCUUGUUUUCUUCUCCAUUUUAUGAGAAAAAAUGGAUCUGAUCAAGCUACAGCUGAUCCCCAAGGCUUCUGCCCAGGACAAGGUUACCAUCGGUCACACUGCCCUGUGUCUCCCCCUUUCUAGCACCAGCGCCUCGCCAUCCCCACUACCCCUGCAGCCCACCCCCAGCACUGGGACCGCCAAGCCUCCCUUCCAGCUCUCAGACCAGCUCCAACCGCAGGACCCACCGGGACCCGCCAGCAGCGCAGCACCCAGCUGUU
Messenger RNA from Nycticebus coucang (slow loris), 8945 nucleotides. It is a transcript of the gene TRABD2B, whose product is annotated as TraB domain containing 2B. Gene Ontology annotation, molecular function: metalloendopeptidase activity; Wnt-protein binding. Gene Ontology annotation, cellular component: organelle membrane. The record is from RefSeq and is a predicted model, not a curated record. The coding region runs from base 579 to 2060 and encodes 493 amino acids. Lineage: Eukaryota; Metazoa; Chordata; Mammalia; Primates; Lorisidae. Gene Ontology annotation, biological process: negative regulation of Wnt signaling pathway. The transcript is spliced from 7 exons.